This is a messenger RNA of Emiliania huxleyi CCMP1516, 567 nucleotides long. RefSeq lists its product as hypothetical. Bases 1 to 567 code for a protein of 188 amino acids. The transcript has a single exon. The record is from RefSeq and is a predicted model, not a curated record. Lineage: Eukaryota; Haptophyta; Isochrysidales; Noelaerhabdaceae.
AUGGCCGAACGGCGCGCGGCGGCGAUGCUGGCGGCCUCGCUGCUGACGUUGCCAGCCGCGCCGCUGGCACGUCGAUCGCCACUGUCACUCGCCGCGGUGGAGCUCUGCGACGAGGACGUGGCAAUGCGCUGCUCUGCUCAAAGCGAUGCUGGCUCUGCUGCCGACCCUGAGUGGGAGGCAGUGCUGGCGCAGCAGAUAGCAGAGGAAGCAGAGGAAGCGGAGCUCUACUGCCGCUUCGAGCGCCGUGGCGACGACUACAACAUGUACAGCGAGGAGGAGGAGGAGGAGGAUGGCCAUGCUGCUGUGCAGGGCGUGGCUGGGAAGGUGAACGAGCCGCUCGAGGAGCGGGACGAGUCGGCUCGUGUCACCGGUGGAGGAUUCAGUAUGCCGCAGGCGGCUCCCACCUCGAUGGGUUAUCACUCCUGCGACUGCAUCGAAGAGGGCUUCAACAUUCAACAAACAGGAAUCGAGGGUGACCGCAUGUCUGCAUCAGACGUGUCAUCCGUCCCGAUCGUGACCAACCAAAGCCACCCCUCUUCUCAGAUCAGUGCUUGCACCGAUACCUGA